Acaromyces ingoldii is the source of this 738-nucleotide messenger RNA. RefSeq lists its product as hypothetical. NCBI's taxonomy places the organism in Eukaryota, Fungi, Basidiomycota, Exobasidiomycetes, Exobasidiales, Cryptobasidiaceae. The transcript is spliced from 2 exons. The coding region runs from base 1 to 738 and encodes 245 amino acids. The record is from RefSeq and is a predicted model, not a curated record.
AUGAGAGCGCCCGCUUCUGCCACCAUGCGUUCACUCAUUUUCGUCCUCCUCUCCUUCACCUUUGCAUUGAUCGCCACAUAUGCCAUGCCCAUGCAUUCAAGAAGCAGUUCAACUAGCCCAGAUAGAGACGCUGACCUUGAGAAUUUGAUUUCGAUGGGAGAGUCAGCGACCUCGCCCGGGAUGCAACCCUAUCUGAACCAGGGCUCCAGUGAGGUACAGACCGACACUGACCGGGCCCACGAGGAAUGGAUCAAUCAAUUUGGCGACAAGUACGAACGCAGCCACUGGCCGGAUGAAGGCCUCAGGUUGUUUUGGGAUUGGAACGUCAAGAUCUGGGAAUUCCAAGGUGCUAGGAACUCAGUCAAAUUUGGAGCAUCAGUUGAAAGUACUGAUGAGCAACGCUCACAGAAAUUUAGAGAAGAGCAAUCGAUUCGCGAAGCUAAAUUGCAGGCAGCCGAAAGAGAAGAGGAGCUUGCGAGGGAACGUGUUCGUGUAUGGAAGGAGCAGUGGGUGGAGUCGCAAAAGACAGGAGGAGGAGAAGAAUCGGACAGUGAAGAUGACCAGCACCGCACUAACCAACAAAAAGGAAGCAAGUGCAAAGGAAAAGCUUCCGACGACGAGGCCGAGCCUCUUUUAGCCAAAUCGAAAAAGGGCAAGGGAAAGGCAUCGGACAGCGAAGGCUCUCGACGCAAGGGAUUUUGGGCUAAGUGGACCAAGAAGAAAGACAAAAUACCCUGA